Messenger RNA from Carya illinoinensis, 984 nucleotides. Its product is annotated as nicotinamidase 2-like. The transcript has a single exon. The record is from RefSeq and is a predicted model, not a curated record. Bases 129 to 719 code for a protein of 196 amino acids. Lineage: Eukaryota; Viridiplantae; Streptophyta; Magnoliopsida; Fagales; Juglandaceae.
AAUGCUUUACAUGGACGGACUCUGCAUUCCCUCUCUGUCCCGUACAUCGCUUCCCUUUUUUCCCUAAAAUCUCGAGAACCAGAGCCAAAGAAAACUUUACCAACUUCUAUUCCUCAUCCUACGCAUCAAUGGCUACCUCGUACCAGAAAUAUGAGAUCAGAAGGAGAAACCCAGACCCCAAGAUUUCAGCCCUCCUUGUCAUCGACUUCCAGAACUACUUCUCCGCCAUGGCCCAACCUAUACUCCCUAACCUCCUCUCCACCAUCCACCUCUGCCGCCACGCCUCGAUCCCCGUCUUCUUCACCCGCCAUUCCCACAAGUCCUCCGAAGACCACGGCAUGCUCGAGGAGUGGUGGAACGGAGACCUCAUCAUCGACGGGACGUUGGAGGCGGAGCUCAUGGCUGAGCUGGACCGGAGGCCUGGCGACGUGGUGGUCGAGAAGAACACCUACAGCGCUUUUCGGAACGCUAACCUGGAUGGGCUGCUGCGGGAGAGGGGCGUGGAGGAGGUGAUCGUGACAGGGGUGAUGACCAACCUGUGCUGCGAGACGACGGCGCGUGAGGCGUUCGUUAGAGGGUUCAGGGUUUUCUUCUCCACGGACGCGACAGCCACGUCCGACAAGGAACUGCACCAGGCCACGUUGAAGAACAUGGCCUAUGGCUUCGCUUACUUGGUCGACUGCGAGCGGCUUCGGGAGGGAUUUAUUGGGAAUCAAUGAAAUAAAUUAAACCUCCAUCUCCCUUUUCUUUUCUCUGUUUUUACCCUCUGUAUAUUUUGUUUGUUUGAUUCCGAGUCUCGUGGAAAGAGUGUAGAACAAUGUUAAUAUUAGGAUUUGUAUCGAUUGUAUCGUCUCUGUAUAUUUUGUUUGUUUGUUUCCGAGUCUCGUGGAAGGAGUGUAGAACAAUGUUAAUAUUAGGAUUUGUAUGGAUUGUUCCAUUAUUGAGAGCUGGAUUAUGAAUUUAUGAUAAUUAAUGGUACAUCAA